This is a messenger RNA of Parasteatoda tepidariorum (common house spider), 4885 nucleotides long. Lineage: Eukaryota; Metazoa; Arthropoda; Arachnida; Araneae; Theridiidae. The record is from RefSeq and is a predicted model, not a curated record.
UUAGCUGGUGCUUGGAUUGCUGGAGAUUUAAAUGAACAGCAAUUUGUCGAAAUUGAUUUGAUCAAAAUUCAGCCAGUAUAUGGUGUAGUCACAAAAGGUCGAAAUGGAUUUGAUGAAUGGGUCAAAACUUACAAAGUGCUGUAUAGUCGGGAUGGUGUGGCCUAUGCUUACGUGACUGACCCAUCUGAUACCGACAAUAAAGAUAAGAUCUUUAUAGGAAACUUUGACAGUGAUACUCCUAUUCAGCAUAUAUUUCAAAUACCUUUUGAAGCUAGGUUUGUGCGUAUCCAGCCUCUUGGUUUCCAUCGGGAUAUAGCCAUGAGAGUAGAUGUUCUGGUCUGUGCUGAAGGAUUGACUCUUCCAACAACAACAGUUGCUGCUCCAAUAUGUGUUGAUGAUAUGGGUCUUUACAAUGGAUCUAUUCAAGAUUUCCAAAUUAUUACUUCAAGCAAUAUUUAUCCAAAUGCCAGUGGUAAAUACAUUCGUUUGAAUAAUCCUCAAACUGAUGUGAGUGUUGGUGGCUGGGUAGCUGCCGAUGCUGAUCAGAAUCAGUUUGUUCAGAUCAAUUUUGUGGAGCCCCGCAAUUUAACUGGAGUGAAAAUUCAAGGAAGAGAUCAGGUGCCUGAAUGGGUUACAGCUUUUACAGUCAGUUACAGUUUGAAUGGAAAGAUUUGGAAUAAUGUAAUAGACUCCAACAGUGACGUUUUGAUAUUUCCAGGAAAUUAUGAUAGCAAUACCAUAGUUGAAAAUUAUUUUCCUAAACCUGUCAGAGCCCGGUAUCUGAAGAUUCAUCCUCUAGCAUGGCAAAAUUGGAUCGCAAUGAGAUUGGAAAUAAUAGGCUGUUAUGAACAUUUGACUGACUUUGUGAAAGAAGAAGUUACACAUGCACCAACAUUCUACUUUGAGGGAUGUGCUGAGCCGAUGGGAUUUGAAAAUCAUCAACUUCCAGAUACUCUGAUCAGUGUAUCUUCAUCUAUGUAUCCUACAAGUGGAAGCUCUAGAAUCAGAUUGAACACCCACGCAGAUGCUGAUGGAACGGGUGGUUGGAUUCCAGCUGUGUCUGAUUAUAUGCCAGUCGUUGUCAUAGAUUUCUAUGGUGUUAGAAAUCUUACUGGAAUAACAACGCAAGGACUUGAAGAGGAAGAGAAAUGGGUUAUGAGCUACUAUGUCAAGUAUAGCAUUGACAAUAUUACUUGGGAAGAUGCUGAAGAAAAAUUGAAUAAAGAACUGGUAUUCCAAGGAAACUCCAACAACUAUGGAAAAGUCACUCGACUGUUCAAACACAUGAUUGAAGCUCGAUAUCUGAAAAUCAUUAUAGUGGACUACCACACUGGCCCGGCUCUUCGCAUGGAGGUGCUCGGUUGCUUCGUCCCGUACCUUGAAGCAACACUUCCACCAGCUAUCAUGCCAACUGAAACAGAAUUCUGUAUUGAAUAUGGACCAUGGAUUAGUUUUACGGACCCUGCCUCAGAUCCUUUUGGUGAUGAGGAACCUAUUUCAAAAGUGAUUGCAGCGUCUGCUAGCAUGUGCAGCCACGCUAUUGAAAUCCAGUGCAGAACGUUAGCCACACAAAAGGACUACUCAGAGACUGGUCAGUUGGUAACCUGUGACAUGGACAAAGGAUUGGUUUGUCGCCACCAAGAUCAAUCAUCCUACAAAUGUUACAACUAUGAAGUUAGAAUCAAAUGCUGGACUUGCAGUAUAGAAACUACCACCUUACGUCCGUUGGAGCUCUGCCCAGAAGUUCCACUUUUCCUGAAGAGCCAGUGUCCAGUGUCAUGCCCUCUUGAUUAUGCUUGUGAUGGUUAUGAAUGUGUUCCUCACAUGAACUGUCCAUGUUUUGUUGAAGAUAGGAGAUUCAAAUUGCCAAUGCCAAUGUGAGGGUUGCCCAGAGGGUACAGUGCUUUGUCCAAAUGGGGGAGAAUGCAUCAAAGAAGAACAAUGGUGUGAUGGAAUCAUCGAUUGCUUGGAUGAUGAAAGAGACUGUCCAACAACCGCAAUUCCUACAACUUCUACGACAUUGGCCCCAACCACCACAGAAUCACCAAUUAUCUGUUCUACUGACGGUUUGUCUGAUACAGAUUCUUGCGAAAUGUUUGCCAACUUGUUUGAUACUUUUGAUGGCUUGACCUACCAGUAUGAGAUAUGUGACCAUGUCUUGAUGCGGGAAAGUAAUGCUCAUCUUUAUGGAGUUACAGUUCACAAGACUUGUUCACCUGAGGGUUUCUGCCAAAAGUACCUUGUUAUAGAUGUUGAUGAGAUGACUUUAAAACUGGGACCAGGAGUGAAUGACGUAACAGUGCACGACCAAAAAAUUCCUGUCAGCAACCUGUGGCUAGUGUCACAAAGGUUUCAGCAAGACUUCUCUCUUGAGAAAAAAGGAAAUUCUCUGAUUUUCAUUUCUAAGAAGUAUCAUUUUAGUGUCACAUGGGAUUCUUCUCAGAAUGCAAAAAUCACUGUUUCUAAAUGCUUAGCUUAUCAAGUGUUGGGCUUAUGUGGUUUUUAUAACCAUGAUCCUUCUGAUGAUCUGAUGCUUCCUAUCAGAAAGUUGGCAAUCAGCAACGAAGACUUUGGAAACAGUUGGGGCAUUGGUCCCCCUGACAGAUGCACCCCACCUUCCUGCCCCCUUCCAUUCAUGAAGACUGCAAUUACAUUUUGUAACCUUUUAAGGGAAGAGCCAUUUAAUUCUUCCUGUUCAGACUAUGUCAAGAUUGAGAACCGUAUUGAAGCUUGCACUGUAUUCAUGUGUGACUGCUUGCAAACAACAUCUCUGGAUGCUAGAAGCAAAGACGUCUUCUACGACAUCUAUGAGGAGAGCGGUUCCUGCAAAUGCCUGGCUUAUGAAAGUUUUGUUGAAGCCUGUGAAACAUCAAAACAGGAACCAGUGCGUGAUUGGAGACUCAAAUUCGGAUGCACGCCAGAAUGUCCUCCAGGUUUGGAAUGGAAGGAAUGUGGUGAGGGCUGCCAGCUUACAUGUGAUAAUUACCGUGUCAAAGACGAGAUAUGCAAAAGUGGUGGUUGCGCGCCUGGAUGCUAUUGCCCCGAUGGAACUGUCCUCCACCACAAUCGUUGCGUUGCUCCAAAAAUGUGUCAGGAUUGCGUAUGUAGAGGUCAUGGGGAUCCUAAUUUUAUCACUUUUGAUGGUCAGUAUUACGCUUUCCAAGGGACUUGCACCUAUGUUUUAGUUCAACAUCUCAAUGAUCCUGAUCCAAAGCUAAACUUCCGAGUUUUAGUGACAAAUGUUGAAUGUCCCGAAGAGCCUCACACUUCGUGUGCAGAAGGACUAAGAAUUGAGUGGAAUGGCCAUGUCGUUGAAAAGUUCAAAAACAAACCUGUUUACCUUGAUGAUAUGGAGGCAUCUAAUGGAGGUGAUGACAUACACAUAACAUAUGUUCCUGGAAAAAGCACAGUUAUUCACAUCAAGCACAUCAAUUUAGCUGUUCGCUAUUUCGACCAAAUGUAUGGUUUCAACAUAGAGCUGCCUGCUUUCUACUACUUUAACAAAACAGAAGGAUUAUGCGGUUUGUGCAACUUUGAACAAUCUGAUGAUCUGUACCACAGAGAUGGUUUUGUGACAGAUGACAUUGAUGACUUUGCUUAUAGUUGGCUGGUGGAACACGAGCACCGUAAAAACUGUGAAUUACCUCGGGUACCGGUGCCAGAGCCACCACCCGGCAUUUGUAAUUUUACAAUCAGCCCUUGUGAAAUCUUCUUGAAUCCAACGAUGUAUUCCAAGUCCUGUCAAAACGACGUCACUUACAGUCAUAAGCCAGAGGCUUCCAUGUGCAGAUCUAAAUUUCAGUAUGCUCAACAGUGUUGUGAAAGAGGUGUUUCAUUAGUUGAAUGGCUCAAACUAAGUGGAUGCGAAAACACAUGUCCAGAGGAAAGUAUGACUUAUGAGUGCACUUCAGCUUGUCCAAAGACAUGUGACAACUACAAAAAUUAUCAUCCAGACGAUUGCGAUCUACUUCCAUUAUACACUUGCAAAUGUCCAGAAGAACAAGUUUAUCACUUAGGAAAGUGUGUCGAUUCCAUCACCUGUGAAACCUGUGAUGCUUUCGGACAUGUAGUCGGAGAAGUUUGGAGUCUAGGUCCAUGUGAAAUGUGCGAAUGUAUGGCAGACCUCACCACAAAGUGUACUGUUAUUCAAUGUCCUGAGCCCCCCAUCUGUUCCGCAAAAGAGACACUAAACAAGGUGCAGCAUAAUGACACCACAUGUUGUGACACAUAUCGAUGUGUCGAAAUAGCAGAACUCAAGUGUCCAGAUAUUCAUCCCCUGGAGUGCAGAGAGGGAGAAUCAAACAUCGUAGAACAUAUAGAUGGCUGCCCUUCGUAUCUAUGCAAAUGCAUGCCAGAGUUGUGUCCACCAUUGCUUGGACCUUUGCUGGAAGAAGGUGAAGAUCUCACCAUCGAGACUGAGGACUGCUGCCCGCGUUAUGUAACCAAAUGUUAUACAGAGCUCUGUCGUGCACCACCUGCCUGUGGACCUGGUUUCAAACUUUCCAAGUACCAGGGAAAAUGCUGUGAAAAAUACACUUGCGUCCCGAGAAACGAUGUUUGUGUAUAUCAACACAAAUACGAUGUCAUAAAUGGUACACAGAUUGAACUUCUCCCAGAACAGCUCUACGAUAUGGAAUAUCAGGCUGGAUCCGUUUGGCAAGAUGGACUCUGUUUCAAAUGCUUGUGCAUGGAAAUGGAAGGACAAUUUAUUUCUACUUGCCGAGAAGAAAUAUGUCCUAAAAUGCAUGAUCUGCCGGAUGCUGAGGUGAACCUACUUUUAUUUAGUGAUGUAACGAAUAGUGAUGGGGCCGAAUAUCGAAUAUUCGGCCAAAUUUUAGGCCGAAUACNUUCCAACUCUAAAAUUUCAUCUACUCUAACACUAUAA